UCCAAUCAGACGAGAGCUUAUUGCGUGGUGCUGGAGAAGUUGGGCUGCUAAUGUGGAGUCAACAUGUCCUCUGCUGAUGGUAAUAAUGGCCCAAGCCAAGCACCACCUUUUCCUGGUGUCCCACCCUCAGGGAUGCCCCCGCCUUUUAUGGGACCGCCGGGAAUGCCGCCUCAUUUCCCACCGAUGGGAAUGCCACCCAUGGCCCAAAGGCCGCCUAACAUGGCUCCCAUGCCCCCAGGGAUGAUGCCACCCAUGAUGCCCCCAAUGGGAGGUCCUCCUAUCGCCCAGAUGCCAGGCAUGAUGCCACCUAUGAUGCCUGGGAUGAUGAUGCCACCGCGUAUGCCAGCUGCAACGAUUCAACCAACAGGACCGCCUGGUGUUAGCCCUGUGGAUAACGCAGCUGCUGCACCGGGAACUACUAGCACAGCAGCAAAUGAUUCUUCCCCAGAUGAUCAGCCAAAAAAGAAAUCAGUGUGGACAGAGCAUAAAUCUCUGGAUGGAAAGACCUACUACUACAACACUGAGACCAAGCAAUCUACCUGGGAAAAACCAGAUGAACUCAAAUCACCUGCUGAGCAAAUGCUGUCUAAAUGCCCAUGGAAAGAGUACAAGUCUGACACUGGGAAGCCAUAUUACUACAAUUCUCAGACUAAAGAGUCUCGCUGGACAAAGCCUAAAGAGCUAGAAGAUUUGGAAGCAAUGAUAAAAGCAGAGGAGAAUGGGAACGCGGACGUUGUUGCUCCUGGCACCACCCCAGCUCUCACAUCUCAGACAGACUCGGCGGUCGCUAUGGCUGCUGUCGCUGAGGCUGAUGCUGCCAUGGCAACUGCUGCUGCUGCUGCUGCUGCUGCUGCUGCUGCUGCUGCUGCUGAAGAACAGCUGUCUCAGAUGCCCGUGCAAGGGACUGAGGUCAGCAGUGAUGCAGCCAUGACUUCAACUGAUGACGCGCCCAGCACUGAGACACCAGCCAGUAACGAUACAUCUAAAGAAGAGAGGCCGGAACUGGUGAAGAAAGUAUACAAGUGGAACACCAAAGAGGAGGCGAAGCAGGCCUUCAAAGAACUGCUCAAGGAGAAGGGUGUCUCCUCGAAUGCAUCUUGGGAGCAAGCUAUGAAGAUGAUCAUUAAUGACCCUCGCUAUAGUGCCCUGCCCAAGCUGAGUGAGAAGAAACAGGCCUUUAAUGCUUACAAGGUUCAGACGGAGAAGGAAGAGAAAGAGGAGGCCAGGAUCAAAUACAAAGAGUCCAAAGAGACGUUCCAACGUUUCCUGGAGAACCAUGAGAAAAUGACCUCCACUACCAGAUACAAGAAAGCAGAGCAGAUGUUUGGGGAUCUGGAGGUGUGGAGCUGUGUUCCAGAGCGAGAUAGACUGGAGAUCUAUGAAGAUGUGCUCUUCUACUUGGCCAAGAAGGAGAAGGAGCAAGCCAAGCAGCUGAGGAAGCGAAACUGGGAGGCACUAAAGAAUAUUUUGGAUAACAUGGCCAAUGUCACGUACCGCACCACCUGGUCUGAGGCUCAGCAGUACCUUCUGGACAAUCCUACCUUUGCUGAGGAUGAAGAGCUUCAGAACAUGGAUAAGGAAGAUGCUCUAAUCUGUUUUGAGGAGCACAUUCGAACUCUGGAGAAAGAAGAGGAAGAGGAGAAACAGAAGGGCUUGCUGAGAGAGAGACGAAGGCAGCGUAAAAACAGAGAGGCCUUCCAGAAAUUUCUGGAUGAGCUGCACGAUCAUGGACAGCUGCACUCCAUGUCAGCAUGGAUGGAGAUGUAUCCAACCAUUAGUGCAGACAUACGCUUUGCCAGUAUGCUGGGACAACCAGGCUCUACACCGCUGGACUUGUUCAAAUUCUAUGUGGAAGAUCUGAAAGCCCGAUACCAUGAUGAGAAGAGAAUCAUCAAGGACAUCUUAAAGGAUAAGGGCUUCCUGGUGGAGAUCAGCACUAGCUUUGAGGAUUUUGGCUCAGUGAUCAGUUCAGAUAAGAGAGCCACUACACUGGAUGCAGGCAACAUCAAACUAGCCUUCAAUAGUUUACUCGAAAAGGCAGAGGCACGAGAGAGGGAGAGAGAAAAGGAGGAGGCCAGGAAGAUGAAGAGGAAAGAGGCAGCCUUCAAGAGCAUGCUCAAACAGGCCACACCCCCUCUUGAGCCUGAUACUUCAUGGGAAGGGGUGAGGGAGAGAUUCCUGAAGGAGCCUGCCUUCGAGGACAUUACCUUGGAGUCUGAGAGAAAAAGGAUAUUCAAAGAUUUUAUGCAUGUUUUGGAGCAUGAGUGCCAGCAUCAUCACUCUAAAACCAAGAAACACUCGAAGAAAUCCAAGAAGCACCAGAAAAGAUCCCGUUCUCGCUCAGGAUCUGAAUCUGAGGAUGAUGAGUAUCACUCUAAAAAGAAGAAACGUUCAACUUCAAAAUCUCCAUCUGAGCAUUCUUCCUCAGGAGAAUCUGAGAGAAGUUACAAAAAAUCCAAGAAACACAAGAAAAAGGGAAAGAAGAGACGACACAAGUCUGCUUCACCCGAAUCCGAUGGAGAGAAGGACCGAAAGAUACGAGAUAAGGACAAGGAUAAAGAGAAUGAUAAGUCUAGAGGGAAAACUCGUGGUGAAUCUAAACAGAAAUCUCCUAAGAGGAAACCAGCUAAAGAAGAGGGAGGAUGGGACACCUCGGGUAGUGAAUUGAGUGAAGGAGAGCUAGAGAAGAGGAGAAGAACUCUUCUGGAACAGUUAGAUGCUCCAUAGAUGUCCUCUUUCUGUUUUCUCAGUUGCUCCGACUCUCGCCAAUACUGUCAAACAUGCAUUCCUUUUAAUGCCUGUACUUCAUCACAUGCACCCUGAUGCUCUGCAUAGAGGGGUACGUCCCUCUAGCUUAGGGCGCUUGAGAGUAUGUACUGAGUGAAAAUGGAGGGAAAACCGCUGUCGCUUUUCUUGUAGUUUCUGAGGAACACGGUCCAUAAAGGCUCAACACAGAGUAAAUACUGGACUUUGUUCCAGCUUCCAUGUAUUUGAUCCUAUUCUUCUAAGUCUUUUGUUAACCCGUCUCAAACGUUUUAGGUAGUUGUACAUUUAUUUUGUUAUUGCCAAUAGUUUGUCUUUAAAAGAUUGUUUACAGGUUAAUUAAAAAAUAACAAACCUGGGACUGCAUUUCAAAAACAGAUCCAUUUGUAAAUCAGUUUGCAGGGGGGGAGUAGUAUUUGCUGUGAAUGAACUGUUCUCAGAAGGUAUUUUAAACAUGCAGUACUUUUGACUCACACAAUAAAAAUGUAAAACAUG
This is a messenger RNA of Pygocentrus nattereri (red-bellied piranha), 3258 nucleotides long. It is a transcript of the gene prpf40a, whose product is annotated as PRP40 pre-mRNA processing factor 40 homolog A. Gene Ontology annotation, biological process: mRNA cis splicing, via spliceosome. Lineage: Eukaryota; Metazoa; Chordata; Actinopteri; Characiformes; Serrasalmidae. Gene Ontology annotation, molecular function: protein binding; RNA binding. Gene Ontology annotation, cellular component: U1 snRNP; U2-type prespliceosome. The record is from RefSeq and is a predicted model, not a curated record.